Musa acuminata subsp. malaccensis (wild Malaysian banana) is the source of this 1311-nucleotide messenger RNA. RefSeq names its product probable carboxylesterase 8. Gene Ontology annotation, molecular function: hydrolase activity. The record is from RefSeq and is a predicted model, not a curated record. Lineage: Eukaryota; Viridiplantae; Streptophyta; Magnoliopsida; Zingiberales; Musaceae.
CCUCGUGCCAUCGCAGGCUACCCAGAAGAGGUGGAUUGCAUCCAAACCACGCUCCGGCCGCUGCACCAUGGAUCCCUACAAGCUGCUCAGGGUCUCCCUCAAUCCCGACGGCUCCCUCACUCGAUCCGAUCUCAUCCCUCUCUUGCCCCCCUCCGAUCCCGCAGUCCUCUGUCAGGACCUCCCUCUCAAUCCCGCCCGCGGCACCACCUUCCGCCUCUUCCUCCCCCGCCAACCCCCUCCUGCUCCCAAGCUCCCCCUCAUCCUUUACUUCCACGGCGGCGGAUUCAUCCUCUUCCGUGCCGCCUCCGGACCCAUCCACGCUGCCUGCGCUCGCCUGGCUGCCUCCCUCCCUGCCAUUGUACUUUCCGUCGACUACCGCUUGGCCCCCGAGCACCGCCUCCCUGCCGCCUACGACGAUGCCCUCGACGCCUUCCUCUGGCUCCGCUCCCAAGCCGCGGAUGGCCGGGGCGACCUCCCCUUCCGCUAUUGCGCUGACUUCUCCCGUUGCUUCCUCAUGGGCACCAGCGCCGGCGGCAACAUCGCCUUCUACGCCGCCGUCCGUGCGGCGGCAUUGACGGACAGCUUGCAUCCGGUAAAGAUAGCGGGGUUGGUGUUGGACCAGCCCUACUUCGGGGGAGUGGAGCGGACGGAGUCGGAGGAGAGGGCGAAGGAGGACAAGAUCAUACCUUUGGUGGCGAACGACCUGAUGUGGGAGCUGGCACUGCCGGAGGGCGCGAACAGGGACCACGAGUACUGCAACCCGAUGGCGAACGAGGCGAAGCUGCUGGCGGCGGUCGGGAACUUGCCGCGGUGCCUGGUGAGGGGCCACAUUGGAGAUCCGCUGUAUGAUAGACAGAGGGAAUUCGCGGGGAUGUUGGAGAGGAGAGGGGUGAGUGUGGUGGCGAGGAUGGAGUCGGAAGGGCUUCACGGGAUGGAGAUGUUUGAUGCCAGCAAGGAAGAGGAGUUGGUGGCAGAUGUUAGAAGAUUCCUCUACUUUGAAGAUGGUGGAGGAUCUGCUGGUGUUGGCUUGCAGAGGCUCUGAGCAUCAUUUGGCUUUUGAGAUUGCCUCUUCACCAGACUGGAAUAUGGUUGUUGUAUCCAGAUUUCGAUUGAAGUUUUUCAUGCAAUUCAACUUUUGGUGAAUUAUUCGGGACUCCAAGUUAUCUCGGCACUGCACCCCAUCAGAUUAGGUACAUUGUCUAAAGUGGAUUGAUGCUGUUGAUUUGUGCUUAAACCAAGAGUGCAUCGGAGAACAUUUUGUAUGCUGUACUCUGCAAGUAGGAGUAUAAUAUUGUGUUGUGAAACUUUUAG